This is a messenger RNA of Neltuma alba, 654 nucleotides long. Its product is annotated as G-type lectin S-receptor-like serine/threonine-protein kinase At1g11410. Gene Ontology annotation, biological process: recognition of pollen. Bases 1 to 654 code for a protein of 217 amino acids. The transcript has a single exon. NCBI's taxonomy places the organism in Eukaryota, Viridiplantae, Streptophyta, Magnoliopsida, Fabales, Fabaceae. The record is from RefSeq and is a predicted model, not a curated record.
AUGCCGUUCAUUAAACUCGGGUUAGACUGUAAGACCGGUUUGAACUGCUUCCUCAUUUCAUGGAAAUCCCAGGACGACCCAGGAUCCGGGAAUGUAAGCUACAGAAUUGACCCAACCAGUUAUCCUCAGUUAUUCAUGUGCAAAAACCAGAAUCCACUCUGGAGGCUCCAAUCUUGGAUGGGUCGAAGAUCGAGCGGUGUGCCCAAGAUGACACCCAACUUCAUCUUCAGUGUCAUCUUUGUCAACAAUGCCACUGAAGUUACUGUAAUGUGUGGUGUGAAGGACCCUUUUGUCUUGACAAGAAUGGUGCUUGAAAACUCUGGUUACGUGAGACGAAAGACAUGGCAAACUCAAGAACACAGAUGGUUCGAGAUCUGGAAUGGUCCGAAAGAGGACUGCGACAACUUCCAACGGUGCGGGUCAAAUAUUAACUAUGACCCGUAUAACACUGAGAAGUUCGAGUGCGUGUGUCUGCCUGGAUUCGAACCCAAGAACCUGAGAGAAUGGUAUCUCAGGGACGGGUCGGAUGGGUACGUGAGGAAGAAGAACGUGUCCACGUGUCGAAGCAGGGUUCGUAAAGGUGGCACGUGUGAAAUCACCGGGGGUCCGGUUUCUCUCAACGUCAUUUUUCUCGGUAUCCCUCAGAAGCUUUGA